Messenger RNA from Symbiodinium sp. CCMP2592, 999 nucleotides. NCBI's taxonomy places the organism in Eukaryota, Dinophyceae, Suessiales, Symbiodiniaceae. The record is from the annotation of a GenBank genome assembly.
AUGGCUAGUAUUCUCAGUAUCGUUGUUACGGUUCUUGCUGUCAUAUGCGGCAUGCGCAACAUCCAUCAUGAUGAGGUCAUGACCGUCGGUUCUGCAAUCGCUGCCUGCAGCACCGCUGGGCGCUGGAAGGCUGCGAUUACUCUGCUCUCUGACACCGUGCCGUCGCGGCUUGCGGUCAACAGGAUCCUGCUGCAGUCGGCUGCCAGCGCAUGCGAAGUGCCCCGCAAGUGGGAAGCGGCAAUGUCGCUGCUGCGGGAUGCGGUUUUUCUACGCCAAGCGAGUAUCCAGACCUACACUGUGGUCAUCGGCGCCUGUGGUCGAGCUUCGUUCUGGGAGAUGGCUUUGGCCCUGUUCGCAGAGGUCCGUCCAUCCGACGUGGACCUUUUUGCCCUGAGCGCGGCGAUCGUGGCCUGCACCCAGCGUUGGGAGGUGGCAUGCUCACUGCUGAGCUCUGCCGGCUCCUUCUCCCUGGCCCCCGACACUUGUUGCAUCAACGCGGCCAUCAGCGCAUGCGAGAAUGCUGGAGUUUGGGAGCAUGCGCUCUCUUUGCUGUCCUUGCUUUGGAGGAGGAGAGCUGCCAGCGUCGUGAGCUUCAACACUGGCAUGAGUGCUUGCAAGGUGCAGUGGAGGCAUUGCCUACGCCUCUUCUGGGACAUGAUCGAGGGAAGCUUGUGCCCGGACAGCGCGACCUUCAACGCGGCGAUCACUGCCUGUGAGCAGGGUGGCCAGUGGCAGCGACUCCUCUGCCUGCUCACGGAGAUGGAGCUGAGGAACGUGGCGAAGGAAGUGGUCACCUAUACCUCGGCUAUCUCUGCCUGCGCAAAGGGUUCGGCUACCGACCAGGCAGCAGAGCUCUUGCAACGCAUGGAGGCGGAGCAGCUGCUUCCCAACGUCGUGACCUACGCCGCCCUGACGCCGAGAUCGCGCAGCAUCUCGAGUUUUUCCGAGAACCUGGUCCAAGCAGCCUUCCGCGACCUGCACUUUCUGAGAGACGCCUGA